This is a messenger RNA of Xiphophorus maculatus (southern platyfish), 3057 nucleotides long. It is a transcript of the gene ush1c, whose product is annotated as USH1 protein network component harmonin. Lineage: Eukaryota; Metazoa; Chordata; Actinopteri; Cyprinodontiformes; Poeciliidae. Gene Ontology annotation, molecular function: protein binding. Bases 679 to 2382 code for a protein of 567 amino acids. The transcript has 12 exons. The record is from RefSeq and is a predicted model, not a curated record. Gene Ontology annotation, biological process: inner ear morphogenesis; sensory perception of sound; inner ear auditory receptor cell differentiation. Gene Ontology annotation, cellular component: cilium; plasma membrane; photoreceptor inner segment.
AGGUGUCAUUUAUGCCAGCUGUGCUAAAUGACACACAAAAGUCUCAGAUUUCCUUUGACAACAAUAAUGUAACCAUGAGAGCAGACUUGAAAAUUUCUUCACAUAUAUUUUUUAAAGUUUCUGGUUGAAUAGAAUAUAGAAUUUUUCUAGAAAUAAGAUUAAGAUUUUUCUAAAACAGCCCAAAGUUACAAAGCCAACUCUUUCCGCAUGACUGAAAAGCUACAAAUACAGUGAGUUAUUAGUCAGAGGUUUUAAUAAAUCAACCUAAAUUUAAUUAAAUUCCUCAUGUCUCCUUUGCUUGUUUUGAAGACAUAUUUUUAGUUUGAAUGCAACUCUUAUCAUAAUUUAAAAUACAGUUUUUAUCUUUAAAAAUGUUGUGCUACCUCCCUUCCAGACACUGCCUCUCUGAGUGCUGUGUUGUGUGAGAUUUUACAUUUCAAGAAAAAAAAUAAAUGCUCAACUGUAUGGAUUUUACUUGAAUGUAAACUAAGUUUGUGAUUUAAUUUUUCAUGAAGAGUGUGUUCAUCUCUAUCCUUAGCAUUUGGCUGGUUUUAUCGAUAUGAGGGGAAGCUGCCUUCACUGCGAAAGGUACAGUCUCUGGUUGUGUUGUGUGAAGUGGAUCUGAACAGUUUACCUUGAAAUCUGACAUUUAACUCAAAUGGUUGGAAAUGAGCAAGGAUGUUUUCUCAGAUUUUCUUGUGUUGGUGUUGCACCAGUUUGUGUUUGUAUUAUUUAGUUGGUAGUUGCUGUGUUUUAUUUUUAUUUAUUGCAUUUUGCGUUACCCAUCUGGUGAUGCCUCAGAAAGGAGAAAAGAAAAAGAAGAAAAAGAAAAUGUCCAACACAGACACACUGCAGGAGCAGCGAAAGAACAAGAAGGAGAUGGAGUUUGAGCUGAAACUUGCCAGAGAGAAGGAAGAAAUGCAAGAACGGGAGAAACAACUAAAGAUCAAUCGGCUGGUUCAGGAGGUCUCAGAGACUGAAAGGGAAGACCUGGAGGAGUCUGAGAAAGUGCAGCACUGGGUGGAGCGACUAUGUCAGACUCGGUUGGAGCAGAUCUCUUGUGUGGAGAAUGAAUCCCCAGAGCUCUCCCCACCUCGUUCUCCUGGCUCAGAGCCAAGGGUGAAGCAUUUUCCUGGUGGUUUCAACCUAGCAACCACUGAUCUGGAUGACAUAAACCUGGACGAGGUGGACCAGAGCCUGAGGGGGCCUCUUAAAAAACUAGUCCCGACUCAGCCCACCACAAACCAGCCUCCGCCUCCCUUGCCUCGCCCCCCACCCUCACCCAAACUGAAUCCAACAAUCCCUAAGUACUCCCCGCCCUUACCUCGAGUAUCCCCACAGCUCCGGCCUCCUUCUUCCCCCAGUCCUAGGAAGCCUCCAUCCUCUCCAUCCACUUUGACACACAGGGGGAACAAGCCUCGCGCACAUCCCCAACAUACACAACUGCGCCGCCCGUCUCCCUCCAACUACCCUCUGCCAUCUCAAACGUCAAGACCCCCAUCUUCCCCUCAACCCACGCCACACCCCCAUCCUCCGCCUCCCCCUCCUCCUCCGCCACCACCACCACCUCCUCCUCCGCCUCCUCCUCCACAGCACUCUGAAGAACGUGAAUACCGCCAGCAUCACCACCACCACCACCACCACUUCCAACAUCCUCCCAGCCCUCCCGAACACAGGAGUGAGUGGGAAACAGGUGGCUACCUCCCCAGAGGGGGGAUUUAUGCAUCUACCAGUGAAAUGUCUCACCCCUCAAGUCCAAAGGUGAUGAGAAACACCUCCCAUGUCAGCCAUAUUUCCAGUUCAAGCAGUCAGCUGCAGCUGGCUCCCAGUCCCCCUAACCAGAGGCGUCAGAUGGCUCCCGUCAUGUCAAAGCCCGUCAUGCUGCCUCAGUCGCAGGCUAACCGGCCAGAUCCGCUCCGACCUGCUGUCCGUUCUGAUGGCCUGCCUCCAGAAAUGCUUAAACGGAUGGUGCCUUUCAACUCGUCUUUCAAAUCAAACAACAAACAAGGAUUUCAGAAAUACGUGGACGACUUUGAUCCUUACUCCAUGUUCUCCUCAGACCAGGUAGAUGGGCGAGAUGUGAGACUGUUAAAAAUCAAAAAGGCCGGACAACUUGAACUUGCUCUGGAAGGGGGAGUUGACUCUCCUCUUGGAAAGUUGGUGGUGUCUUCAGUGUAUGAAGGCGGUGCAGCCGAUAAGCACGGAGGGGUUGUCCCUGGUGACGAACUCAUGGCGGUCAAUGGGAAGAUCCUGAUUGACGCUACUUUAGAAGAGGGACAAAACUCUCUGGCUCGGGCCUGGAACAGUGGAGGGGACUGGAUCGAUGUUGUGAUUGCUGUGUCCCCUCCAAAGGAUUAUGAAGAUGAAGUGACAUUCUUCUAAUACCACCAGCCAUUAAAACCAGAUUCAUUAGGAGGAACCUCUUCAACGAGAAGACUGAGAGGCUCUGUGCUUUUUCUGCUUUAUCUCGCUUUGGGACUGAGCCAAGCUGUUGUUCAGACUGACGCUGCAUCACUGAUAGCCAUCUUCACUGUCUUGUUUUGUCAAUGGAUGGUCCAAUCAAUAAUCAAAUUUCUCCCUUAGACCUCUUCCCUUCUGCAAAAACUGGAAAUAAUUGACUUCUAUUAUGCUAGCAUCAGUCACUAUGCAAAUGAAGGAGGAAUUUGAAUAAAUAAUCAAUAAUGCGUUCAGAAUUUUCUUGACCCCAAUAAAGAACUGGUCAGACUACAAUUGAGGUUCUGCUUGAAUAUUGAUUUGAGAUUUUUUAAUAAAAUUUUUUUUUUUACAGAUUUAUAUACUUAGUGCUGUAAAUAUAGUAUUUUUAAGUAAAAGUUAUGUUUGCAUCUAUCCUCUGCAGAAAUAUGCAUAUCCAGUAUAUAAUUCACAUUUUUGUUUAGAUGUAUAAGAGCUUGGGACUCUAAAUUAGUAUUUUAUAUACAAGCGAUGGAAAAAAAAUGUCACUGUCUUUAAGUUCUUGUUUUUUUUUUUUGUACUAGUAUAUAAAAAAAUCAUCUGGAGUUUUCAUUUGCUACAUCAAACCUCAAGUGUGCAAAAAAC